Molecule: messenger RNA, 669 nt
Organism: Populus euphratica (Euphrates poplar)
Lineage: Eukaryota; Viridiplantae; Streptophyta; Magnoliopsida; Malpighiales; Salicaceae
Product: ADP-ribosylation factor-like
Exons: 6
Coding region: 101-652 (183 amino acids)
Molecular function (GO): GTPase activity; GTP binding
Source: RefSeq, a predicted model, not a curated record
UCCCUCUUACCCAUUUCCUCGAUCUCUCUCUGGGCGGAUUCUGUGUGCUCUGCCCUCUCUCAAUCUCUGGCUCGCUAUCUAUAAGUGAGAUUUAGGAAAGAUGGGGCUUUCAUUCACUAAGCUUUUUAGCCGUCUUUUUGCCAAGAAAGAAAUGAGAAUUCUCAUGGUGGGUCUUGAUGCUGCUGGUAAGACCACCAUCUUGUACAAGCUCAAGCUUGGGGAGAUUGUCACCACUAUCCCUACAAUUGGGUUCAAUGUGGAGACUGUAGAAUACAAGAACAUAAGCUUCACUGUCUGGGAUGUUGGUGGUCAGGACAAGAUUCGACCAUUGUGGAGACAUUAUUUCCAAAACACUCAAGGCCUCAUCUUUGUGGUUGAUAGCAAUGAUCGUGACCGUGUGGUUGAAGCUAGGGAUGAGCUGCAUCGGAUGUUGAAUGAGGAUGAAUUGAGGGAUGCUGUGCUACUUGUGUUUGCUAACAAGCAAGAUCUUCCAAAUGCUAUGAAUGCUGCUGAAAUUACAGAUAAACUUGGUCUUCAUUCGCUACGUCAACGCCACUGGUAUAUCCAGAGCACCUGUGCCACUUCUGGUGAGGGCCUCUAUGAGGGACUUGACUGGCUAUCUAACAACAUUGCUAACAAGGUAUGGUCAUAAUAAUUUGUUGGAAGUGA